CCGGGGGAGGGGAGGAGAAAAAAAGAGGAGGAGGAGGGCAGAGGAAGGCUCACAGCCCCGGGGGGGUGGGGCUGGGGCAGGUGCCAAGGGGAAGGCAGGAAGGGGCGGGCAGGGCGCUGCCCCAUUGCUCGCCAUUGGGAGGCAACGGAGGAACCGCAGAGAGCUCCGGGCAUCCCGCACUGAGCGCCCCGUGGUGCGCUCCUCUCCCGGGUGGAAGCUGAGGUUGAGCUCCGGUGCGUGGCUGUGGGAGCCGGAAAACUCCGUCGGGAGUGGGCGGCCGCGGAGCGGGACCGCAGCAGACGUUCGGCGGAGUUGGGCUGAAGUCCGCGACAAAGCAACGUCGGAGGUUCUUCGGAGUCGGGCUGCAUCUUGGAGCAGAGCCUCCAAGAACAGUUUACGUCGGGAUUGGGGCUUGAAGUCGGCAGCAGAACCCCAUUGGACGUUCCUCGGUGCCGGGCUGAAGUCGGCGACGAAACCCCAUCGGAGAUUUCCUGGAGCCGAGCAGAAGGAAAACACCGUCGGAGUUCCGCUGGAAUUUGGCUGAAGUCGGCGACAAACCCCCCCCCAUCGGAGGUGUCCGGAGUUGGACUGAAGCAAAACCUCAUCGGAGUUUCCCCGGAAUUGGGCUGAAUCCUGGAGCGGAGACCCCAGGAACGGUUCCGUCGGAGGUUUUCCCCGGAGUUGGGUUGAAGCAAAACCCCGUUGGAGGCUUCCCAGAGUUGAGCUGAAGUCAGCAACCGAACUCAGUCAGAGGAUCCCCGGAGCUGGGCUGAAGUCGGUGACAAAAGACCCGCUGGAGGUACUCGGAGUUGAGCUGAAGCAAAACCCCGUCGGAAAUUGCCAGGAGCCGGGGCUGAAGCCUUUGGCAAAACCCCAUUGGAAGUUCUCUGGAUUUUGGCUGCAUCCCGGAGCCGAGUCCCGGAGCACCGUCCUGUCAGAAGUGCAGUGAAGCCCCCAUCGAAGCCUGAAAGGACAGAGGGGGGGAAGAAAAAAAAAAAAAAGCCAGAUUUCCACCUCGGACAGCCCGACCUCACCCCAUUGCGGAGCCUCAGCGGAGGUUCCCCUCUCCCAAUCCCCGCUCCAAGCGGCGGGGGAACCUUUUCCCCUCCAUGGACUGAGAUGGCCUCGGAGUUGGCCAUGACCGCGGAGCUGCCCACCAGCCCCCUCGCCAUCGAAUACGUCAACGAUUUUGACCUGAUGAAGUUUGAGGUGAAGAAAGAACCGGCGGAGGCCGAGAGGCUGUGCCACCGCCUGCCUGCCGGUUCUCUAUCUUCCACCCCUCUCAGCACCCCGUGCUCCUCCGUGCCUUCCUCGCCCAGUUUCUGCGCUCCCAGCCCCGGUGGGCAACCGAGUGCUGGUCCCACCGCCGCUCCCCUGGGCUCCAAACCGCAGCUGGAGGAGCUGUAUUGGAUGUCGGGCUACCAACACCACCUCAACCCCGAAGCGCUCAACUUGACCCCGGAGGAUGCUGUGGAAGCGUUGAUCGGCGCUCCGCACCACCAUCAUCACCACCAUCAGAGCUAUGAGUCGUUCCGGCCUCAGCCCUUUGGGGGCGAGGAGCUGCCCCCGGCCGCCCACCACCACAACGCCCACCACCACCAUCACCACCACCACCUGCGCUUGGAGGAGAGGUUUUCCGACGACCAGUUGGUGAGUAUGUCGGUGCGGGAGCUCAACCGGCAGCUGCGGGGAUUCAGCAAGGAGGAGGUGAUUCGCCUCAAGCAGAAGAGGAGGACCUUGAAGAACCGCGGCUACGCGCAGUCCUGUCGCUACAAGCGGGUCCAGCAGAGGCACAUCCUGGAGAACGAGAAGUGUCAGCUCCAGAGCCAAGUGGAGCAACUCAAGCAAGAAGUUUCCCGUUUGGCCAAGGAGCGGGAUCUGUACAAAGAGAAGUACGAGAAGUUGGCGGCGCGGGGCUUCCCCCGGGAGCCAUCCCCUCCCGCAGCCCCAAAAACUACUGCCGCUGACUUCUUCAUGUGAGCCCGGGGUGGGGUGAGGCGGAGGGGGGGGGUAGGGUGACAUUGCAAUGCCCCUUCCACCCCCUCCCUCCCCCCCAUGUGGGGAGAGCAAACGAUUUGCUUGUAUAAAAAAACAAAAAAAAAGUAUUAUUUUCUUCUGAAAAGUUGUUCCGAAAAAUGC
Molecule: messenger RNA, 2139 nt
Organism: Gallus gallus (chicken)
Lineage: Eukaryota; Metazoa; Chordata; Aves; Galliformes; Phasianidae
Gene: MAFA
Product: MAF bZIP transcription factor A
Biological process (GO): regulation of transcription by RNA polymerase II; retinal rod cell development
Cellular component (GO): nucleus
Molecular function (GO): RNA polymerase II cis-regulatory region sequence-specific DNA binding; DNA-binding transcription factor activity, RNA polymerase II-specific
Source: RefSeq, marked provisional